GUGGUAUAAGCCGAGUACCCCAGCUGAGACUGCUAGCUCUGACCAGCUGAAUGAGUGUCGGCAAGCGCGAAAGAUAUCGUGAUCAGCAAGUUCUAUUUUGACUUUAGGGCAACUGCCAAAGAGACUGAAAGCGAAGAAACAAUGGCUUCCACCGUAACCUCGAGCGCCAGCUCGAGCUCCGACGAGAUUGUACCCUCGUCUGUGACCCCCCACCCGCGCCGUCGAGCAUAUUUAGCCACCAUGCCUGUAACCGUCACCAAGCCCCGAAAGACGAAGCAACAGCCUCCCCAAGAGAUCAUUGACGAGUUCUGGACAAAGUUCACGACCAAGACUCCGGGUAAAGCUACCACUGUCAUUCCCCAGAAUGCGUACGCUGAGAGAGUCGCAAAGCGGUCUUCCAAGGCCACUAGGAUCUUCACCCAGACGUCGUACGACGAGGCCGCGACUGUCUGCAAAGCCAAGGUCGACAAGAUCGUUUACGAGUGUCGCCGAGUAAACCAACGUUAUAGAGACCCUCACUAUGAUAUCGAAUUUGACCUCAAGUUCGGGCGAUGCGAAACCCCGCAGUCUUCUUUCCAGCCCAAGGCCGUCAAGCGCGUUGUCGAUAUCUUCGACAACCCGCAGUUCUAUAUUGACGGGCCUACAGCUGACGAUGUGCGCCAAGGUCGAGACGGAGACUGUUGGCUCAUGGCUGCAUUGUGCAAUCUGAGUAACAAGCCUGGUCUAAUUGAAAAGGUCUGCGUUGCGCAUGACCUUGAAGUUGGCGUGUACGGUUUUGUCUUCCAUCGCGACGGAGAGUGGUUCAGCGAGAUCAUCGAUGACAAGCUGUACCUUACUAAACCCGACUAUGACGAGCCCUACUUGGAGCGCAUCCUCUGGGAAGAUCGGGAGCGCAUCAAUUCAGAAGAAGCCUAUAGGCGUAUCUAUCAGUCAAACAGCGGCGCGCUUUACUUUGCUCAGUGCGAGAAUCCUAACGAGACAUGGCUGCCGCUCCUUGAGAAAGCAUACGCGAAAGCGCAUGGAGACUAUGCCUCCAUUGAGGGUGGGUUCACGGGCGAGGCCAUUGAGGACCUUACGGGUGGCGUAACCUCGGAGGUCUACACUACAGACAUUCUUGACAAGGAGUACUUCUGGAAAGAGAAACUCCUAAAAGUCAAUGAAGACUGGCUCCUGGGCUGUUCCACUGGGUUUGCAUCAAGGGGCCUGGGGGAACGUAAGGGCAUCAUCGAGAUGCAUGCUUACAGUGUCAUGAAGGCAGUUGAAAUGGAUGGUCAAAGACUGGUUCUUCUCAAGAACCCCUGGGGAAAGGGUGAAUGGAAAGGAGCUUGGAGCGAUGGUUCCAAAGAAUGGACCCCUGAGUGGUUGCAGAAACUCAAACAUACGUUCGGCGACGACGGCGCCUUCUGGAUUUCGUACCACGAUCUCCUCAAAAAAUACAGCAUAUUUGAUGUUACCCGGUUAUUCGGUCCCGAGUGGAAGGUUACAUCCAUUUGGACAACGCUCUCGGUCCCCUGGACCCUGGACUACCACGAGACGUAUUUCGCCUUUACAAUCUCCAAGCCGGGUCCCGUCGUGAUUGUGCUAGCACAACUUGACGAUCGAUAUUUUCGUGGGUUGGAAGGACAAUACCGGUUUGAUUUGCAAUUCCGUCUGCACAAAGCCGGCCAAGAGGACUAUGUCGUUCGGAGUCAAGCAUCUUACCGCAUGAACCGAUCCGUGAACGUUGAACUCGACCUUCAAGCUGGUAGCUACGAGGUUCUUGUCAAGCUAGAUGCGGUGCGAAACGACGGCGUUCUUCCCAUUGACCAAGUGAUUCGUAACAAUGCCAAAAACCGUCGGGAGAAGCUGAUCCGGAUAGGGUUGGCCUAUGACCUUGCUCAUAGCAAGGGAAAACUUGUCGAGUCACCCGCGGAGAAAUCAGCCAAACAGGCACACGAGAAGAGACAGCGGGAAAAGCGACGUGCCGAUAUCAAGCGCAAAAUCCUCGAAGAGCGAGAGCAAGAGCAUUACCUCAGGAUCAAAGCCAAGAAGAAAGCUCAGAAGCAACAGGCGAAACGCAUUGCACAACACCAGGCAGCAAAAGAGAAGCUACGUGCACAAGAAAAGAUAUCUCACCCCCCUCCGUCGAGGCAAUCUGAGCCGAUCCCAAAUCCACCAAGCCCUGUGGCCAAAGUCAUAAUCCAGGAAGACAAACCUGAAGCUCUUGAGAUUGCAACCAAAAAUCUUUCUUUGUCGAACGAUUCUCGAGGAAUGAGCAGCCAAGGCAAUUCAGGCACCGCGGCCACUGAGGACAUGCCGGUUUCUCCCCGUCACAAAGACAGAGCCAUACCGCAAAUGUUCAACUCGGCUGGAAUGCUGGAACAAAACAGCAAAAGAGGUCCGGGAUUUCUGACGCCCCCCAAGCCUACGAACAAGCAUUCCAGGGGAGAUAGGCGCGAGAUAGUCAGCGUCAAGAGUGAGGUGCAAGAGACUAUCCUUCAGGAUGCCGAAGAGACGAUGAGUGAAGCAGCACCCGCGUCGGAGUAUUCUGCACCUUACCCUUGCGAGUCGGACGAUGAUGGCAUUGCAAGUGUAUCAUCCAUGUCAGAGCUUUCUGAGCGGGAACUGGAGCUCGAGAUUGACGCUGUUGAAAGGCGGGAGCCCAAUACGGAUCGUCUGCCGCCGCAGCCAGCGCCUGGUGCGCCUGCCGAGGAGCAAGACGAAUUUGAAAGAGAUCCGUGGAAUGCUGUGGCUGUCGUUGGACUUCGAGUAUACUCUAAGGUAUCGGAUGAAGAUCAAGAAGAGGUGAUUGGCAACCUUCGGGUUGUGCGGCCAAGCUUAUAUCCCCAGGAGGAGGCACUUCCGCAAACCUCAGAGCUGGGUGACAAGAAGUCUAAAGGUCUAGAUGUGGAUGACAGUGCCAAAGAUGCCACUCUCGAGGGAGAAAUCAAACAGAGAAAGAAGAGCAUACGGCCUACCAGUGAGGACUUCAGCGAUGCUUCAAAGCUGCCUCGCUCUGAUGCUGGUAGAAAAAGGAGGGCCAUUCCUGGCGCUAAUUCUUUGGGGUACACGGUCGACUUCCAAGCUUGA
Molecule: messenger RNA, 3069 nt
Organism: Colletotrichum godetiae
Lineage: Eukaryota; Fungi; Ascomycota; Sordariomycetes; Glomerellales; Glomerellaceae
Product: calpain family cysteine protease
Exons: 5
Coding region: 142-3069 (975 amino acids)
Biological process (GO): proteolysis
Cellular component (GO): cytoplasm
Molecular function (GO): calcium-dependent cysteine-type endopeptidase activity
Source: RefSeq, a predicted model, not a curated record